CAGCAGUGAGGCGCUGCUUCUUCAACGACAGCUGCAUUUGAACUUUACUCAUGUUUACUAGAUUACCUUUUCCUGCAGACUGUUAAACACACCGUUUCUCUCUCCAUCAAACUCUCAAUCUGACUAGCGUUGCUAACUUGUUACCAGCUAGCAUGCUAAGCUAGCUCCUACAGCCCGAGGUCGAUGCUCCCAGAUGUGGUGGAUGACUUCACGAUGAAGAACCCGCCCUGCAGAGACCUGGAGCCGCUGUUCUUCUCCUGUUAUGCUUUCUGCAGUAAGCUGGCAGGAGGCUUGUCUGUGGGCAUCUCCACCCUGAUAUUACAGUUUGUGGGUGACAGAGCGGGUGCGUGUCAUCACGAGGGGGGGGUGGCGACAGCUCUCAUCGUGAUGUUCUCCCCGGUGCCCGUCGCUCUGCUGCUGAUCGGGAUGUUCUUCUUCCACUCGUACCCCAUCAAUGAGAGGACGUGUCUGCAGGAACAACUGACCCCAGAUCACCCUGAAGCCUCAUCACCACCAGACCUGAGAGAGGACUCAGAGCAGCUGCCAUCAAUGUCACAUUAUAACACAAGUUACAAUCCAAACUCAUCAGCUGGUCCUGAAAAACAAUCCUCAGUCAAAUCAUCCGGACGUUCACAUGUAUCAUCAGAAAACAGCAGGUCUAAAUCAGUUCUUAAAUCAAAUGUAAAUCCUCAGAGUCAAACCUCACCGCAGAGAUCAGGAGACGAGAAACGGAGCAGGAAUGUUCCUGAAAAGAAUCCCAGAACUUCCUCCAGCAGGUCACACGUGAGACCCAAAAUAUCCUGGGUAUAGUGAGACACAUUGAAGCAGAGAUGUUUUAGAAAAGAGACACUACUCUGGGAUCUGAAUCUAACACUGAAUACUUUAUUUUUAACUCUAUUCUUAUACAUUUUCUAUUUUUAAUGUCCUCUGCAAAAUGUCUGCACCUGUUCUUGCUCAAAUAAACAACCGUUGUCAUUCAUGGUGCUGUUAUAUUAUGCUAAUAUUCUGUAUGCUUUGUUUCACUGAUGAAAGGCUGAUGUAUCUUUGGCUCAGAUUGCACAAAAAAAUAAUAUGAUGUUGGAUGAUACAAAAACUGUGGUUAAUGUAAAUGUAGUUCAAUUGUUCAAAUUGCAUGUUCUCAAUACCAUGACAGUUUUAUUUCUCUCAGAAAUGAACAAAAACAAGCACAAGUGGUCACUCAGGAAUUAAGGUAUACAAUUGUUGGGCUUUUUAACUUUUGCACAAUUUAAUUAAUUCUUUGUCAAUUUCAUAUUAAGAAAAGCAAUAAAUACGGCGGACAUUUUGA
Gymnodraco acuticeps is the source of this 1306-nucleotide messenger RNA. Its product is annotated as sodium-dependent lysophosphatidylcholine symporter 1-like. Lineage: Eukaryota; Metazoa; Chordata; Actinopteri; Perciformes; Bathydraconidae. The record is from RefSeq and is a predicted model, not a curated record. The transcript is spliced from 4 exons. Bases 184 to 810 code for a protein of 208 amino acids. Gene Ontology annotation, biological process: carbohydrate transport. Gene Ontology annotation, cellular component: membrane. Gene Ontology annotation, molecular function: symporter activity.